Molecule: messenger RNA, 1033 nt
Organism: Diabrotica balteata
Lineage: Eukaryota; Metazoa; Arthropoda; Insecta; Coleoptera; Chrysomelidae
Source: the annotation of a GenBank genome assembly
AGGGGCUGCUUUUCUGGGGGUAGUUAGUGCUGCAGGUAUGUUUCUCGUUGAGCAUUAUAGGCAAGACAAAGUACGCCAUGCCAUGGCAAAAGAUUUAGCUCGUUUGGACCAAGAACUUUCCCAAGUUAGAAAGGAACUGGAUAAUUUGCUUACGAAAACUAGCGAAAAAUCCAAUAAAUCUAGAAGAAUUAAAGUAAAAAAGGCCAAUUCUAUAGUAUCAACAUCUACUGGGGAUGAAUAUUUAAGCUCAACCAAUCUCGACAGUUCUGAUCUAGAAUUUUAUGAUCUCAGUGACAACGAAAAUGACAAUAACUCGAUCAAUAUGGAAGAAAUUUUGAAUAUCAUAGAUGUUAAAUUGAAUAGUGGUGUCUUCAAAGAAGUACAAGAGGCGCUAAUGAAAUUAAGAGAUUUGUGUAUAGAGCACCCUGAAAACUCCGAAUUGCUCUGGCGUAUUGGGAAAGCCCAUAAAAAGAUAGCAGAUUUUAAUGAUGACAAAGAAGUGAUUAAAGAAAAUGUAUUUAAUGGAAUUGACGCUUGUGAAGCAUCGCUGCGAUUCAAAGAAGACAGCUCAGAGGCCCACAAAUGGUAUGCCAUUCUAGUUGGCGAUCGAUGUGGUUUUGGGUCCAUUUCUGAAAAACUUUCUGAUGGAGCUCUGUUCAAAAAACACGUGUUAAGAGCUUUAGAACUAAAUCCCCUCGAUGGAACUCUACACCAUAUGAUGGGCCACUUUAAUUUCGAGGCAGCUGGAUUGAAAUGGUAUGAACGGAAGGUGGCAUCAACCUUUUUUGGUGAUCCUCCAAACUCUACCUAUCCUGACGCCCUUCAGAACUUCUUGGAAGCUGAGAAACAUAUAAAUUACGAUUGGAAGUCGAACAAAUUGAUGAUUGCCAAAUGUCAUAUACAAAGUGGGGAAUAUAAAGAGGCUGUUGAGUGGUUGGACAAGGCCAAAAAUUGUAAAAGUGAUGAUAAACUGGAUGAAGCCGAAGAUUCUGAAAUAAAGGUUCUUUUGGAAAAGUACAAUAGCUAUAGGUAG